AUGACCAGUGGACAGUUAGAUAUUAAUGGUUGGCCCAUUUGGUAUGAAAAGUUUGGUACUGGAUCUGAGAUUAUGCUGUUUUUGCCCGGUGCCAUAGGAACCGGUAGAAGUGAUUUUUUGCCACAAUUGGAGGGCGCCCACUCAUUUGACCAUCGUCAAUAUACAAUAAUAGCUAUGGAACUGCCCGGUUGGGGCAGGUCGCGACCACCCGAGCGACCGUACGGUCAAAAUGUUUACAUCAACGAUGCCGAUGUGGCCGCCAAACUGAUGGAGACAUUAGGCUAUAAAAACUACAUAGUAUUUUGCUUCAGUGAUGGCGGCAAAGUUGGCCUAACAAUGUCCAUAAGAUACCCGAGCCGUAUAAAGGGAUUAGUUUUGAUAUCAAUAUUUACGAUAAUAUCACCGAAAACGGUAGCUCCGACACUGGCUACGGCCAACACAAGUAAGUGGCCGCAGGAAAUACUGGACAAUUAUCUGCCAGUCUAUGGCAAUGAGGAUAAUAUACAGAAAAUGUGGGACGGGUAUAUCAACUUUUGUAAAUUUAUGUUCAAAUCAUUUCCCAAUGGUUACGUAAAUAGCAAACUGGAAACCAUUAGAUGUCCUGUAUUUGUAUUUCACGGUGAUCUGGAUCCACUUGUUUGUGUAGAUCACCCGAUACUAGUGGAAAAACUUGUGCCGUACUGUCAAUUGCAUCGUUUCCCGAAAGGUGGUCACAAUUGUCAUCAUAGAUAUCCGGCUGAUGUCAAGCGAUUGACCGAACAGUUUAUUAGAGAGUGUAAUGAUUUUCGUUGA
Oppia nitens is the source of this 792-nucleotide messenger RNA. Its product is annotated as valacyclovir hydrolase-like. NCBI's taxonomy places the organism in Eukaryota, Metazoa, Arthropoda, Arachnida, Sarcoptiformes, Oppiidae. The transcript is spliced from 5 exons. The record is from RefSeq and is a predicted model, not a curated record. The coding region runs from base 1 to 792 and encodes 263 amino acids.